UGCUGCUGCUCUCUUACGUCCCGGCGGUGAGCAGAGAGCUGGCCGCGGCGGAGAUUUCUCCUUCAUGCUCGGAUCUUAUCAUUUGUCCAACCUUUUCUAGUCAUUAGUGCGCUCGGGGCGUGUAAAAAGACCAGCGUUACUCGGCACACCGGCGCGUAAAACAGCGCAGAUCCAUUCUCCCGAGCCUGCGCCUCCGCGGUAAUGGAUUGAUUUCACAGUGUUGGGGCUUUUUUUUUUUCUCCUCUCAACCUCAGCUUCGACCAACUUGAGAAAACAGUCUCUUAACCUGCGGCUCUCCUCUCCCCCGGCCCCCACCCCCCCUCCAGCUACAUGUUUCAUCCGGCCAGUUUUCAAACUACCUGGCUCCGGAUGUCUUUGCGCAUUUUGGGACUUUGAACUUUUUUUCUCCCCCUCGUUUGUGCAUUUGCAGGAGGCGAGCGCGGAUUUUUCUGAGGAUUUAUAUGUGCACAGCUCUUCUUCUCCGGGGGUUCCUGAAGCCUGCAAAGAUUUAUUUGUGAAAAGUGAUGGCCGAGCGGGGAGCUCUGUGGCUCCUCUCUCUCCUCUGUCUCACCUUUCUCCUCCCGGAGAGCAGCGCGGCCAGGCAUGCCGACAAAGGUUCAGCAGCGAACCCCUUCAGCCCUUUCUGGUUCACGGUGGAGCCCCAGGACACGCUGGCCAGCCGGGGGAACUCUGCACUGCUCAACUGCUCAGUACACAGCGACGCGGCCACGCCGGCGCGCAUCGAGUGGAAGAAGGACGGCACUUUCCUGAGCCUGAUUUCGGACGAGAGGCGCCGCAUAUUGCCCGAUGGCUCGCUGCUCUUCAGCCACGUGGUCCACUCUAAGCACAACAAGCCAGACGAGGGCAUCUAUCAAUGCGUCGCCACCAUCGACAGCCUGGGGUCCAUUUCCAGCCGCACAGCCCGCCUUUCUGUAGCAGGGACGCCCAAGUUCGCCAGCCAGCCGUCACCCGCCACCGUGCAUCUAGGAGACAGUCAGGUCAUGUCCUGCGAGGUCAACGUGGAUCCGCUGCCGUUUACCCGCUGGGAGAAAGACCGACAGCCGCUGGAGCUGAGCAGCAGGUUGAUCCAGCUCCCCAGUGGAGCUCUGGUCUUCAGCAACGCCUCGGAGGCCGACGCCGGCCUCUACCGGUGUCUGGUGGAGAGUGUGGGCUCCUCCAAGACGAGCGACGAGGCUCAGCUGCAGACGGUGCCAGAAACCGGAGAAGAGAGGAAGCUGGAGUUCCUGGUGCAGCCUCUCUCUGUGGCCAAGGUUGCAGGUUCCAGCGUGUUGCUGCCGUGUGUGGCCUCUGGUUUCCCCGUGCCGCACAUCCGUUGGAUGUUUGGAGACAAGCUGCUGGAGGAAAGCGAGGGUCGCGUGGAGGUGGUGGGAGGAGGCAGUCUCCAGAUCUCCAAUCUCACUGAGGAGGACGCCGGCGUCUACACCUGCGUGGCAGAAAAUUCCAACACCAGCGCCGAGGCCCAGGCCCAGCUCACAGUUCAAGUUCCUCCAGAGUUUCUCAAGCGGCCGUCCAACAUUUACGCCCACGAGUCGAUGGACAUCGUCUUUGAGUGCGAGGUUUCAGGCUCCCCAGCUCCAACGGUGAAGUGGCUCAAGAAUGGAGACGCUGUCAUUCCCAGUGACUACUUCAAAAUUAUUAAGGAGCACAACCUGCAGGUCCUGGGCCUGGUCACGUCCGAUGAAGGUUUCUAUCAGUGUCUUGCAGAAAAUGAUGCAGGAAAUAUCCAGUCAAGUGCCCAGCUCAUCAUCUUGGAUCACGACGUAGCCCUGCCCUCCUUCCCUCCCCCCUCACUGGCUCCUAACACUACUGACCAUGUAACGCCAGGCUCCGGAGGUGUAGCCGGUCCGGCGGGGCCCACCCCCUCCGCCCCGCGGGACGUCGUGGCCUCCCUGGUCUCCACCCGCUUCAUCAAGCUGACCUGGCGCCAACCGGCCGAGCCGCACGGAGACGAUUUAACCUUCUCGGUUUUCUACAGCCAGGACGGCAUGAGCAGGGAGCGGGUGGUAAACACCAGCCGACCAGGGGAGAUGCAAGUCACCAUCCAGAACCUCAUGCCAGACACCAAGUAUCGCUUCAGGGUCGUGGCUCACAACAGCAACGGGCAAGGCGAGAGCUCGGCAGCGCUCAAAGUGGCCACCCAAGCUGAAGUGCAAGUGCCGGGCCCUGCUCCGAACCUGCAGGCGGUGUCCAACACGCCAACCUCGGUGGCUCUCACCUGGGACAAACCUCUCACCGGCAACGGAGAGAGUCUCACCUACAAGUUGUACUACACAGACCAAACCGUUGGUAACGAGCAGGACGUUGACAUAGACAGUCAGUCUUACACCUUGACCGGGCUGAAGAAGAACGCGGAGUACAGUUUCCGCGUGGUGGCCAACAACAAGCACGGCCCGGGAGUCUCCACGGAGGACAUCGUCGUCCGCACCCUGUCUGACGUUCCUAGCGCUCCUCCGCAAAACCUCACCGUGGAGGUCCAGAACUCCAAGAGCAUCAUGCUUCGGUGGCAGCCCCCACCCCUGAGCGGCCAGAAUGGGGAGAUCACCAGCUACAAGAUUCGCUACCGGAAAGGAUCCCGGAGGAGUGAGUCGGCUGUCACCACUGCAGGGACGCAGCUUUACAAGCUCAUCGAUGGUCUGGAGCCCGGGACAGAGUACUCCUUCAGGGUGUCAGCCAUGACGGUGAACGGCACCGGACCGGCCACCGAGUGGACCGCAGCGGAGACGUUUGAGAGUGAUCUGGAUGAAUCCCGAGUACCGGACCAGCCCAGCUCGCUGCACGUGCGGCCCCUGGUCAACAGUAUUGUGGUGAGCUGGACGCCACCGGAGAACCAGGAAAUAGUGGUGCGUGGCUACACCAUCGGCUACGGUAUUGGGAGCCCCCACGCUCAGACCAUCAAAGUGGACUACAAGCAACGCUACUACACGAUCGAGAACCUCGACGCCAGCUCCCACUACGUGAUCACGCUGAAGGCCUUCAAUAACGUGGGGGAAGGGAUUCCGGUUUACGAAAGCGCCAUCACCAGACAGCAGUCAGACCCCAUAGACCCCGACGUUGACCUGUACGAACUCUAUCAUGCUCCAUACACCCCAGUACCAGACCCUACUCCCAUGAUGCCUCCCGUGGGUGUUCAGGCCGCCGUGCUGAGCCACGACACCAUCAAGGUGACCUGGGCCGACAACUCGCUGCCCAAGAACCAGAAGAUCACAGAUAACCGCUUCUACACCGUGAGAUGGAAGACCAACAUUCCCGCCAACACUAAGAUGAAGAUGGCCAACACCUCCAGCCUGAGCCACAUGGUGACCAGUCUGAAACCCAACACGCUGUACGAGUUCUCUGUCAUGGUGACCAAAGGCCGCCGCACCAGCACGUGGAGCAUGACGGCCCAGGGCACCACCUUUGAGUCGAUACCCAGCUCAUCUCCAAAAGAUGUGACUGUUGUAAGCAAAGAGAACAAACCUCGCACCAUAAUUGUCAACUGGCAGCCUCCUUCAGAAGCCAAUGGAAAAAUCACUGGCUAUAUAAUCUACUACAGUACAGACGUUAAUGCCGAGGUCCACGACUGGGUAAUAGAACCGGUGGUGGGCAACCGCCUGACGCACCAGAUCCAGGAGCUGACCCUGGACACCACCUACUACUUCAAGAUCCAGGCCCGAAACUCAAAAGGCAUGGGCCCCAUGUCUGAGGCCGUGCAGUUCCGCACCCCAAAGACUGAGUCCUCUGACAAAAUGGCUAAUGACCAAGCCUCAAAUAUUCCAGCAAAGCCAGGACCUCCCCACCCAAAUAUAAACGGCCCUUGGACGCCACUUGGUAAAUCAGACGGCAACAGUGAAAAUCCCAUAGUUGUCAUUGUCAUCAUUAUCUCGGUGGGAGCCUUCAUCAUCAUAGUGGUGGUAGUGGGGGCUUUCCUGUGCACGCGGCGCACCACGUCCCACCAGAAGAAAAAGCGAGCUGCUUCAAAGUCCUCGAACGGCUCCCACAAGUACAAGGGCAACUCCAAAGACCUGAAGCCGCCCGAUCUCUGGAUUCAUCACGAGCGGCUGGAGCUGAAACCGAUGGACAAGUCGCCAGAUCCCAACCCUGUGAUGACCGAGACGCCCAUCCCCCGCACCUCGCAGGACAUCACUCCCGCCGAAAGCAGUCUGGAGAGCAACCCCCACCUGCAGCAGAGGCGCAACUCCUACCGUGAUGGUGAUGGAUCAGUCAACAAAAACAACUGCAGACCCUCUCUGAUUGGCUGGUUUCCACCGUACCUUUUAGGCCACGAAUCAGAGGACAGCUUGUCUACACUAGCAGGCCGCCGAGGGAUGAGGCCUAAAAUGAUGAUGCCUUUUGACGCACAGCCGCCUCAGCCUGUGAUUAGCGCUCACCCCAUCCAUUCCCUUGAUAACCAUCAUCACCAUUAUCACAUGGGCAGUUUGGCAUCACCAACGCGCGGCUACCUCUACCACCAGGGCAGCGGGCACCUACGCUCGCACACCUGCACCCCGCUCUCCCAUCUAGACAGGGUGGACUCCACAGAGUCGGUGAGGAACACCCCCAGCUCGGAGCCCCUUCCUCCCGCCGCCGCCUCCUCCCAGGCCUCCUGCCCCUCCGAGAUCCUGGCCGACCCUGAAGGCAGCUACCACGGCUCCACCACCACGGAGGAGGAGGCCAGCUACUCCAGCAACCUGCCCCCGCACCGCUCGGCCCACCCGCACGCCCACGCCCACCCGCUCAAGAGCUUCGCCGUUCCUGCCAUCCCAGUCUCCGGCCAUCCGUCGUACGAGUCCCCCGCCCUGCCCAGCACGCCCCUGCUCGCCCAGACAGGGGCUCCCACUCAUCCCCACGUCGUGAAAACAGCCUCCAUUGGAACGCUAGGAAGGACACGAAUACCGAUGGUGGUCACUGUGCCGAACGCACCGGACGUGCCGGAGACCAGCAGGAUGCUUGAGGACGUGGACAGCGUGCUUGCCUCCCUCGCCCCAUGCCCCUCCCCCGCCCCCCGCAGUAACCCUGUUCCUCUCCCUCAGAGCUACGAGCCCGACGAACUGACCGAGGAGAUGGCCCACCUCGAGGGCUUGAUGAAGGACCUGAACGCCAUCACCACCGCGCCGUGAACACGCGCUCACUGCGAUGUGCACACACAAGACACACCUCCUCCGUCAUUCACACGCACACAGAAAGCCACACAACUCCCGAGUCAAACAAACACACCCCGACAUAAACACUCUGGAGCCAGAGGGGCCGGUGGACACGAAACGGCUUCGCGUGCCCCUCGGAAACUCUAAUCCCAGCCCACCCUCGCCCGAAACCCCCAUCCUAACCUACCGCACCCUCGCAGAGAAAAGAGAACCUCCAGACUGAAUUUUUUGGGAACUUCUUUCGGCUCACCACGCUCGGUCUCAGGAGGGAGAUCGAGAGGGAAGAAGAAUGAGACACUUCAUCUAUUAUGAAGGACCGUUCUCAGAAACAAUGAACUUUUGAACAUUGGUCUCUCUUUCUACCGGAAGAUUGUGAAUUUUUCUUUUCCUCAGCAAAAAUCUGUACAGUAAGGUGUUUGAGCUGGAUCGUUGCUCAAGACGAUCGAUUCAAAGUCAAGUCAAAAGGAAGAAGUCCAAAAACAUGCUGGUUUCGAUGUUGGUGCUCGUGCAGCACAAUCUACACACAGUGUUUGUUUGAUUAGUGUUUUCUUUGUGCAUCUCGUGUAUCUAUUGGGCCGUUUCAGUGAAGUGAACAUUGGAUAUCAGCCCCCCUUUACAAGCCUCCAUUAUUCUUUUUUUUUAUUUGUUAUUCUUUUACCCCUUUGUGUCAUAUAUUGUGCCAUGACUUUCUAUUGUUUACUAUGUUACCGUUUUUUUUGUUUUUUUUUUACACACAUAUCCUUAUGAACAUGUACAUAUGUUUUAUUUUUCAAGCUGCCUCAUUCUUUUGUUUCCCAUAUCAUAAUUAUUAUUAUUAUUAUUAUUAUUAUUGUUAUUAUUCUGAAUGGAAGUGGGAUUAAAAAUGAGUCCUGUAGCCUGGCUUUCAUAUCGGUGGGAGAGAAGCGUGAUGCGUUUUUACAGUUCAUUCGUUUUUAGCGUAUUGUUGCCCACUUUGUACAUGAAAAUGCUUUUCAGUCUUUCCGUUUGUUGUGGGAGCUCCGUUUUGAAAGCCUUACCAACGUGUUUGUAUGUUGGACCAUGGAGAAAACCCGACGUGGUGCUGUCACCGUAGCUUCUGCAUCGUUAUGUGGGACUUGGCAGUACCUCCUCACAGGUCAGGGGUACCUCGGACUCAGGGCGCUUACCCCCAUACCUUUCCUAAAAGAAGAAAAUCAAUCAAUCAGCUACAACUGACAAGCAAUCUUUUAUACAAGUUCAAUUGAAUGUGUUUUAAGAAAACCAAUAUUUGGUUUGAGACAUGUGUCCUGCUGAACCACGUGGGCAUUUUCCUGCAGCGGAGGGAUGUUUUUUUUUGUUUUGUUUUGUUUUUUUCUAGCUGUUACUCACCGGAUGUCACACCGUGGUUCUCUUACAAAUCUUUUAAAAUGCAAAGAUGUUGGCCUUUUAAAAGGGACUCCCAGAUUUCUUUUUUUUCUUUUUCUUUUUUUUUUACAUGGUAGGUUUUGUAUGAAGAAAAAAAAAAGCUUGUUCUGCACACAAAUCUGCUGUUAAAAAGGAAGAAAAAAAAGUUCAUCUAAGAAAAUAGUUUUUCAUUGCCCUCUUACCCAAAGAAAUUUGUCAUUUGCAAUCAAAAGGAUUUGCUCUACUUUUGUGAAUACCAUGUUUCUCAUAAAUGUACAUUGUCAUGAAUGUUAGUAUAACUGUAAGAGAUUUUAACUAUGGAGACACACAAGCGACGCAUUUUGGGGAGAGAUGAUUAAAAACAGGUGGGAGAAAAGGACGGGACUCCAUUUGGGAAACGAUCUAUUGAGUUGUAAACAGUUGAACCUGUAUUGCACUUUUUCACAAUUUUUGGAAAGUACAUUUCUUACAUAUCUUGUGUUUUAAAUAUGGAAAGCCGUUUGUGUAACGUAGUGUCCUAGGUAAGCAGCAGGCAGCUGGUCUUGUUUUUUAUGUUUAUUAUUUUGCUUCAGAGAUGAUAUGAAGUGAGGAGCCGAGUUGUUUCGCCCGGCAGCUCACGAUGAGGAAUUCUGUUGUUCUGCUUGUUCAUGUACAGAACUUUCUUUGCUUUCUGUAGAAGAAAAAAAAAUCUGUGGCUUUUUAAAAAAUGUUGGAAAAAAAAUGACUGAAAAAAAAAUGUUUUUUUUAUUGGUGCUCCUAUACAUUGUGUAUACAAACUAUUAUGAAUACUAACAAAGUAAAUGUUUCUGCUUGUC
Cololabis saira (Pacific saury) is the source of this 7318-nucleotide messenger RNA. RefSeq names its product neogenin 1a (gene neo1a). The transcript has 29 exons. Gene Ontology annotation, molecular function: protein binding. Gene Ontology annotation, biological process: cell-cell adhesion. NCBI's taxonomy places the organism in Eukaryota, Metazoa, Chordata, Actinopteri, Beloniformes, Belonidae. The coding region runs from base 525 to 5117 and encodes 1530 amino acids. Gene Ontology annotation, cellular component: membrane. The record is from RefSeq and is a predicted model, not a curated record.